This is a messenger RNA of Cyprinodon tularosa, 2830 nucleotides long. Its product is annotated as phosphoinositide 3-kinase regulatory subunit 5-like. NCBI's taxonomy places the organism in Eukaryota, Metazoa, Chordata, Actinopteri, Cyprinodontiformes, Cyprinodontidae. Gene Ontology annotation, cellular component: phosphatidylinositol 3-kinase complex, class IB. Gene Ontology annotation, molecular function: 1-phosphatidylinositol-3-kinase regulator activity. The transcript is spliced from 18 exons. The record is from RefSeq and is a predicted model, not a curated record. Gene Ontology annotation, biological process: G protein-coupled receptor signaling pathway; positive regulation of MAP kinase activity. Bases 132 to 2726 code for a protein of 864 amino acids.
CUUUGUGCUUUGACUGAGCAGCUGGAGGGUCUGUUUAAAAGGCACCUACACAGGAGGAUGUGGUCUUGGUAUUUCACGCUGCCAGCGUUUCACAGCUGUGGUUGAUCCGUAUUGAUCUAGGACACUGAUUAAUGCUAUUAUUGGCUAUGGAGCAGAGUUCAUGCACAGAGGACCGUAUCCAGCAUAGCCUCGAGCGCUGCCUCUGUCACCUGGGAAUCAACUCUCCUGACAAGCAGCUCUGGAAUGCUGGACUGUGCAUAAGCCGCUGGUGUUUGGAGGAACUUGUGAAGAGGCAUCCCAACCACUUCCUCAUCCUUCUGCAGAAAAUACUGCAAAAAACAAAGAAGGUGCUGGAGGAGUGUCAGUAUGAACUGGUUGUGCCUCUGACCCUUCUCUUCUCUGAAGCUCUUCUCAGAGCCCCCUAUGUAGCCUCAGAGUGCAAUGUGCUGCAGGAGGCCUACCUGUUGUUCCACCAGUUCCUGGCCUGGCCGGAGCCUUGCAGUUCUGCCAGUAGACGUUUACUAAUCAUCAUCGAGCAGGAGAUUCGAGCUCCAGGCAUUUUAUUUCUCCGACUGGUAAAGACUGAGCAGGCUGUUUCCCCUGAAGUUAACUGCUCUAAAACCAUAAUGGUGCUGUUGGUGAGCCCAGACAAUGAUGCGCCUCAGGAGGUCCAGUUGGCCUCUGAGCAGCUCAGUACCAUCCAUUACUCUAACAGAAACGUUGUAAUAACCCUCAUCCUGCACAGCUUCCAGGCUGCUUUUGGUACUGGACUCGACCUGAAGGCUCUCAAUGCUGCCCUGCAGACAAAGGAGUUAUAUCAGCUGGAGCUGCUUUUGGAGACAAUAACUGGCAGCAUGGAGACAGCAGCCUCUGUGCCGGAUUAUGCAACUGCUCGGAGCGGUCUACUUCACAGCUUGGAGACGAUCAGAGAAAGCCUUGCUGUCCCAUCUGGAGAUGGUUGCUCAGAGACUGGUUCUGUAGAGCUUCUAAUGCUGCCCUAUCCCAAAUGUCACACUUGCAUAUGGGAGGAUGAUAACUUCGAUGUUCUAAAAGACAUUCUUGCAGUCGAUUCUGACCUAGAUUCCCCUCCUGAAUGUUUCCCGAAAAUAGAGGAGGAUGAUACCAUUGACACUAGCGUUGAUGAAGAAGAUGAGUCGGACUCGAGCAAAAAGGAUGAUCAGUUUCAAAGCAACCGGAUCUCCACUGCCUCAUCCUCCUCCAGGGACUCUACUUUUUCAGGACACUCUCUUUCCUCCAGCUGGUCGGUGCGAUCUGCUUCAUCUGGAGUGGAAAGCGACUUCAGUGAGGACACAGCGCAUGAGGAUCCCGAGGAGGGACGAGGCAAACAUCUGAAGGUUAGAAAGAAACCCAAGAAAAAGUCCAAAUCCCUUUUGGGUUUGCCGGGUUUCGCCUCACUCUUCAAGACCCCCCACAGUCCAAGCUCUUGCCGCCGCGUCCAGAGCAUGGGCUACAAUGGUGACAUCAGCAAAGACUACCUAAUGACUGGGGCACAGCUCAAACAUUCAGGGACUGCCACAAGACAUCUUCAUCCUCUGAAUGCUACCAUAAGUCCGAUGGAUCCCUCCUCUCCCCAAAGGAACAUUUGCAUUCGCAGGAGGCCCAUUCUGAGCAUAGACGAAGGGAAUGAAGCAGAAGUGCCAACUGUUGUCAAGGUGGUUGCAUUUGGAGGUGACAGAGAGGCUGGGAGGCUUGCCCGAGCAUACAAUGACCUCCGACAGAAGGAAAGAAAGUGUCCACAACUCACCAAGACAUGCAGACUGCAGUUUUACUUUGUUCCAACAAAGAGGAAUCCUCCAAAUACAGCAGGAGGACACACAACAGCAGAGGGGCAGGAGUCAAAUGGUCAUGAAGUGGAGGACAGCACAACAGAUAUCGGCCAGAUGUUGGGCCUGAUAGACCCGUGGUAUGAACGUAACGUUUUCAGUCUGCUCAGCCUAUCCUCUGAAGUGCUCUGCGAGGCUGCUCCAAAGGACGAUGAUGUUUCCACCAGCACCGGCAGCAUGGAGCAUCGUCUUCCACUGCUGGCCGACUUGGUGCUCUAUUACUGCCGACACGCCGAUCAGCCCGUUCUGGUGCAGCUCUACCAGGCUGAGCUGACCUUGGUGGGGGGAGAGAAGAGAAAGGAAGUAUUCAUUCAUUCCAUGGAGCUUGGACACACAGCUGGAGCCAGAGCUGUUAGAGCCAUGGGAGCUGUGAGCAAAAGGUUGGGAAUUGAUGAAGAGCGGGAGGCGGUUCCCCUCACACUGAGAGUAGCCUACAACAAGGUGGCCAUCAGUGGGAGGAGUCGGUGGAUCCACAAAGAGGUGGUCUGCACGUCGCUUAACCUUCAAAAAACAUGCAGGGAUUCUGAGAAGCUUGAUUGGAAAGAGGGCCUUCAGCUGACGAUGACAGAGGUUCUGAAAAAGCAGAACUCUAAAUCAAAAAAAGGUUAUAACCAGCAGAUCCUGAUGUCAGAAGUAAAGGUAGACAAGGUGCAGGUGACUGCUCAUGAAGACAGGGCUACGUUUGCCGUUUGUCUGGAUCAAGACAAAAAGACUUUCAUCCAGAAAGUCAGAAGGUGUGAGGUGUCGCUGUGCAGCAAAGCAGGCAGCAGUUCAGACUGGAGGUCUUACAAAACGCUACCGGGCCAAAUCCAACCCCUGAACCCGACCUUCUGCUCCCUGCUCUGCCUUCCCAUCACCUCCUUCUCUGCCUCGGCUCAGUGACCCGCCGAACAAAGCACUAUCUGAGGAUCCGGGAUGAGUCAGAGGGGGGAGCAGGAAAAUUUAAAUUUAGCACCAGAGUGAACAUUUCAUUUCAAAAAGCAGAU